Messenger RNA from Morus notabilis, 1414 nucleotides. Its product is annotated as geranylgeranyl transferase type-2 subunit beta 1. Gene Ontology annotation, molecular function: Rab geranylgeranyltransferase activity. The coding region runs from base 200 to 1141 and encodes 313 amino acids. NCBI's taxonomy places the organism in Eukaryota, Viridiplantae, Streptophyta, Magnoliopsida, Rosales, Moraceae. The record is from RefSeq and is a predicted model, not a curated record. The transcript has 11 exons. Gene Ontology annotation, biological process: protein geranylgeranylation. Gene Ontology annotation, cellular component: Rab-protein geranylgeranyltransferase complex.
UGAACCCCCCAACACCCUCUCACAUUUCCCUCUUUUCUUCCUCUGUUUUCCGGUGAAGGGAAUUCGGCAUAACCUAGCAACGGCUUCGGGAUCGUCAUCAAUCAACUCUCUCUCUCUCUCUCUCUCUCUCUCUCCUCCUCCUCCUCCUAACAGUAAUUUAUUCAAGUGAAACCCGGCUGGCAUAAUUUCUUUUGUCAAUAUGGGGGAGCUGGCAGCUGAGAAGCAUGUCAAAUAUAUCAUAUCCGUUGAAAAGAAGAAAGAUUCGUUUGAAUCGGUGGUGAUGGAGCAUUUGAGAAUCAAUGGGGCAUACUGGGGACUGACCACUCUCGACUUAUUAGAAAAGCUACAUGCCGUGGAUGUCGAUGAGGUUGUUUCAUGGAUAAUCAGCUGCCAGCACGAGUCAGGUGGUUUUGGUGGUAAUGUUGGGCACGACCCACACAUAUUGUAUACCCUAAGUGCUGUGCAGGUUUUGGCGCUUUUUGACAAGCUUGCGAUUCUAGACAUAGAAAAGGUUUCAAAUUAUGUUGCUGGGCUACAAAAUGAAGACGGAUCAUUUUCUGGGGAUGAGUGGGGUGAAGUCGAUACUCGAUUUUCUUACAUCGCUAUAUGCUGCCUCUCAUUAUUGUGUCACUUGGAUAAAAUCAAUGUGGAGAAGGCUGUGAAGUAUAUUGUCAGUUGCAAAAACCUCGAUGGUGGAUUUGGAAGCACACCUGGUGGGGAGUCUCAUGCAGGGCAAAUUUUCUGUUGUGUUGGUGCUCUUGCUAUUACGGGGUCUCUGCACCAUGUCGACAAGGACCUUCUCGGGUGGUGGUUAUGCGAGCGGCAAGUCAAAUCUGGAGGCCUUAAUGGGCGCCCGGAGAAACUUCCAGAUGUCUGCUAUUCAUGGUGGGUUCUUUCUAGCUUAAUCAUAAUUGACAGAGUGCAUUGGAUCAACAAGGAAAAGCUUGUUAAGUUUAUCUUGGACUGCCAGGACACGGAAAAUGGAGGAAUCUCAGACAGACCAGAUGAUGCAGUUGAUGUCUACCACACAUACUUCGGUGUAGCUGGACUUUCUCUCCUUGAAUAUCCUGGGCUGAAAGCCAUAGACCCAGCUUAUGCUUUGCCAGUUGAUGUUGUGAACAGAAUCUUCUUGCUCAGAUAAGGAUCCUGAAGAAAUGAUAUGAAGCUGUUUUUUCUUUGCCAUAUUGCUUUCUAACCUUCUGACCAAAUUGAACUUGUAGAAAAGAUCGAAUAGAGAUAUAAUCUGUUAGCAUUGGGCUUGUAUUGAAAAAGAAAAGAAAAUUGCAAUAGGGUUAUGAAGAAAUGAAACUAGAAAGAUGGUUUUGGAAAGCAAUUUCUGUGGAUGUAAUACUUUUAGAAAUAAAAGUAAAAGGUCGUACCAUAAAGGAAUGGAGCACAACAGGUUACAUUAUUA